Messenger RNA from Brienomyrus brachyistius, 5640 nucleotides. RefSeq names its product strawberry notch homolog 1 (Drosophila) (gene sbno1). The transcript has 33 exons. Gene Ontology annotation, molecular function: chromatin DNA binding; histone binding. Gene Ontology annotation, cellular component: nucleus. The coding region runs from base 368 to 4573 and encodes 1401 amino acids. Gene Ontology annotation, biological process: regulation of DNA-templated transcription. The record is from RefSeq and is a predicted model, not a curated record. NCBI's taxonomy places the organism in Eukaryota, Metazoa, Chordata, Actinopteri, Osteoglossiformes, Mormyridae.
AUCUUUCGUCAUAUCCGGAAAAGGGGCCGCCGGUCACGUGAACAAGGCUUACUUCUCCGCUUCUCCGAUGUGUUUAAUAUAUGAUAGAUAUAUCAAGAAUGGCAUCCUUCCUCGAGGCGACGCGUCCGGUGUGCUUACGGACGCAGUGUGAAUGUUUUUGGGCUGCCGCCGACACGCGCGCUCGCCGGGGACGAUUCUUUUCAGCUUCUCCCUUCGGGUGUGGGUGUCACGUGACCCGCACGCGGCCCCGCUCGCUCGGAAAAGAUGGCGACAGUCGGGUAGAAAGCAACGGAGCGCGACAGCAGCAGCAGCCGCAGCAACCUCGAAUCAGUCGCGGUGACUGGAAGCCUCUAGAUCGGACGGGAAAAUGGAUCCUGGACAAGACUUGCUGCUCGCUGCCUUGAGUGAAAGUGGGAUCAGCCCCAAUGAUCUAUUUGACAUCAGUGCCAUAGACAUGGCGCAGCCCAGCAAUGUACAACAGUCUGUUCCAAUAAGUGCCCUGGAUCUCGGCGUGGGAGCAGAAGCAGGCGGGGUGCUGAGGCAGGAACCGGCUGUGCCCCCCACCCCCCCAACCCCUACAGUCACAAUUAGGAAGCCUCAGCCGUCGACCACCACGUUCGUCCUGAAUCAACUGAAUCAGCUCCCAUCCCUGGGAACGAUAGUCGUGACCAAGCCAUCUGUUGGCCCAAGUACUACUUCCCGACAAACCUUAACUGUGGCCAAGGUGAUCAACACGUCCUCCACCACCGCGCGGGCCAAUUCCACGGCCGCCACGUGUGAGGUGGUCUCAUCCGGCAAGGACCAGAUCCAGCUGAAGGACCUUCUGAAAACCAGCAGCCUGGGUGAACUCAUGAAGCUCAAACCUCCACCGAAUAUUGCCCAACCUGUUGCCACAGCUACCAAAAUCAUUUUGGUCUCAACCACGAUGGUAAAUAAAUCAGCUGAUUUGAACAACGGCUUGAAGAAGGAAGUGUCCAGCAAAGAUGUGGCCCGCAUCUGGGUCAACGACGACAUCAAGAUGAGGAGCUUUUCCCCCACGAAUAAGGCCCAUGGGAUUAAGGAGGAGGAGGAGCCUGAGGAGGAGGAGGAGGAAGAGCUGGUGCAUGCGGAGACUUAUGCGGAGUACAUGCCUAUGAAACUGAAGGUGGGUCUGCGGCAUCCAGACCCAGUGGUGGAGACCAGCUCCCUGUCCAGCGUCUCCCCGCCGAACGUGUGGUACCACCUCUCCAUCCCAGAGGAGACCAUAGACAGGGGCUGGCUGUCCGCCUUGCAGCUGGAGGCCAUCACGUAUGCUGCCCAGCAACACGAGACAUUCCUACCGAACGGGGACAGAGCAGCAUACUUGAUAGGGGACGGCGCAGGUGUCGGGAAGGGCAGGACCAUUGCUGGCAUUAUCUAUGAGAACUAUCUCCUGGGCAGGAAGAGGUCGCUAUGGUUUAGCGUGUCUAAUGACUUGAAGUAUGAUGCGGAAAGAGACCUGCGAGACAUCGGGGCGAAAAAUAUCCAGGUUCACUCCUUGAACAAGUUUAAAUAUGGGAAGAUUUCCUCCAAGCACAACGGCAGCGUGAAGAAAGGGGUGAUUUUUGCCACAUACUCUUCUCUGAUUGGCGAAAGCCAGUCAGGUGGGAAAUACAAGACGAGAUUCAAGCAGCUGUUGCACUGGUGUGGCUCAGACUUCGACGGUGUGAUUGUGUUUGAUGAAUGCCACAAGGCAAAGAAUGUGUGUCCCAUUGGAUCCUCCAAGCCCACCAAGACGGGUUUGGCUGUCUUGGAACUGCAGAACAAUCUGCCGAAAGCACGAGUGGUUUACGCCAGCGCCACAGGUGCAUCAGAACCUCGGAACAUGGCAUACAUGAACCGGCUUGGCAUCUGGGGGGAGGGGACGCCCUUUAAGGAGUUCAGCAACUUCAUCCAAGCCGUGGAGCGCAGGGGCGUGGGUGCCAUGGAGAUAGUUGCCAUGGAUAUGAAGCUACGAGGCAUGUACAUCGCCAGGCAGCUGAGCUUCGCUGGAGUAACUUUCAAGAUUGAUGAAGUUCCGUUGACGGGUGAUUAUAUCAGGAUGUACAACAAGGCUGUCCGUUUGUGGGUCAGCGCACGUGAGAAAUUCCAGCAGGCGGCCAACCUGAUGGAUGCCGAGCAGCGCAUGAAGAAGUCCAUGUGGGGCCAGUUCUGGUCGGCUCACCAGCGCUUCUUCAAGUACCUGUGCAUUGCCUCCAAAGUCCGCCGGGUCGUCCAACUGGCCCGGGAGGAGGUCAAAAACGGCAAGUGUGUGGUCAUUGGCCUCCAGUCGACAGGAGAAGCCCGCACCCUCGAAGCCCUGGAAGAGGGGGGAGGCGAACUCAAUGACUUUGUUUCCACUGCCAAGGGUGUAUUACAGUCUCUGGUGGAGAAGCACUUUCCCGCCCCAGACAGGCAGAAGCUCUUCAGCCUCCUGGGCAUCGACCUGUCAGCCAAGAAAACCCCCUCCCCCAAUGACAAUGCAGCCACCGACCAGAAGGGCAAGAAACGGAAAGGCCAAGAGGCCAAGAAGGGGGCGAAGAAGCCGCGAGUGUCCGGCGGCCUCUCUGGAAGCAGCUCGGAGGGGAGCGCCAGUGACUCUGAGCCCUCCGACAAGGAGGUCGACAGCGACGACAACAGCUUCAAGUCUGUCAGCUCGGGGGAUGAAGACGACUUCAACCCCUUCAGGGAUGAGUCUAGUGAGGAUGAGGAAGACGAUCCCUGGUUAAUACGAAAAGAGCACAAGAAAGGCAAGGUGAAGGAGAACAAGAAGAAAAAGUCCAUCGACCCAGAUUCCAUCCAAAGUGCCUUGCUGGCUUCUGGCCUGGGUUCCACAAGACCUACGUUUACCACUCCUGUUACCAAAGCAAUAUCCAGCUCUUCGUCCAGUAAUGCCAAGAAGGAGAGCGAGAGCAGCGGCUGCGUGACCAGCCAGGAUGCGGUGGAAUGCGCUCAGCAGAUGAAGCGGCAGUUGCUGGAGGAGCUGGAGGACCUGGCUGAGGACCUUCCACCCAACACCCUUGACGAGCUCAUUGACGAGCUUGGGGGUCCUGACAACGUGGCAGAGAUGACCGGCCGGAAGGGUAGAGUGGUCAGCAAUGACGACGGCAGCAUCUCCUACGAGUCUCGAUCAGAGCAGGAUGUCCCUGUGGAGAUUCUCAACCUCACAGAAAAGCAGAGAUUCAUGGAAGGAGAGAAGAACAUUGCCAUCAUCUCGGAGGCAGCCAGCUCCGGUAUCUCUCUGCAAGCCGACCGCAGGGUGAAGAAUCAGCGCAGGAGGGUCCACAUGACCUUGGAGUUACCAUGGAGUGCCGACAGAGCCAUUCAGCAGUUUGGUAGAACGCAUAGGUCCAACCAAGUGACGGCCCCAGAGUAUGUGUUCCUCAUCUCCGAGCUUGCUGGGGAGCAGCGUUUCGCCUCCAUUGUUGCCAAAAGGCUUGAGAGCUUGGGUGCCUUGACGCACGGGGACCGGCGAGCCACCGAAACAAGAGAUCUGAGUAGGUUCAACUUUGACAACAAGUAUGGUCGAAAUGCACUUGAAAUUGUGAUGAAGUCCAUUGUCAACUUGGACUCUCCUUUGGUCUCCCCACCUGCCAACUUUGAUGGCGAUUUCUUUAAAGAAAUCCGCCACGGUUUAAUUGGAGUUGGAUUAAUCAAUGUUGAAGAUCGUUCAGGCAUUCUCACAUUGGACAAAGAUUACAACAACAUCGGCAAGUUUCUCAACCGUAUUCUGGGUAUGGAGGUGCAGCAGCAGAACGCACUAUUCCAGUACUUCUCAGACACGCUGACAGCAGUCAUUCAGAAUGCCAAGAAGAACGGUCGAUAUGACAUGGGAAUUCUGGAUCUGGGAUCAGGAGAUGAAAAGGUUAAGAAAACAGACUCCAAGAAGUUCCUGACCCCAGGUUAUUCUACCUCUGGACAUGUAGAACUGUCUAUGGUGAGUGUAGAGAGGGGCAUGUCUUGGGAAGAUGCCACCCACAUUUGGGCCGAGCUGAGCGGACCAGACGAUGGCUUCUAUGUACAGGUGAGGAACAACAAGAAGACUUCCAUACUGGCGAAGGAGGUUAACGCCAAAAAGAGACUCUUCUUAGUCUACAGGCCAAACACUGGGAAGCAGCUCAAACUAGAAACCUACGCAGAUAUUCACAAGAAGUGCAAAAAGGUUCUUUCAGAAGAUGCCAAGCAGCAUUGGAUAGACCAGUACAAUUCCUCAGCAGACACCUGCUCCCAUGCUUAUUGGCGAGGGAACUGUAAGAAAGCAUCGGUUGGGCUCCAGUGCGACGUGGGUCUUCGCUGCAGGACCUACCACGUCCUAUGUGGUUCCGUGCUCAGUGUCUGGACGAAGGUGGAGGGUGUCCUUGCCUCUGUCAGUGGAACCAGUGUCAAAAUGCAGAUUGUUCGAUUGAGAACUGAAGAUAGCCAACGAAUUGUGGGCUUGAUCAUUCCAUCGAACUGCACAUCUCCGCUCCUCAACAUCCUCUCGUCAUCCGAUCAGUCCCAGCAGCUGGCUGUGAGGCAGCAGCAGAUGUGGCAGCAGCUGCACCCGCAGAGCAUCAACCACUUCUCCAAGACAUAGUGGGGCGCUCUCCCUCCCUCUCUCCCACCCACCCAGUGCCCGGCCCACACCCCACGCUGCCAGCGUUUCCCGCCCAAAGAGUACUUUAAGGAGAGAUCAGCUGAGUGCCUCACUCCUGCACGGAGGAGACUUGAAUGAAGGAGUGGACGUUGGGGUGGGGCGGGGGGGGACCCCUCAUGUUCGUUUUUUUUUGGUCACCUCCCGUACUCUUACCUCUGCUCCUCAGCUUUUGUUUCGUCGGUUCCGUUCAACCUUUUGAAGUGCUUGAACUUUUAUUGGUUCUAUUUUUUUUUUUUGAAAGACACAUUAACAAUGCUCAGGGGUUAGUUUGACAAAACAAUCACUCCCUCCCCCCUCCUCCCCCAGGGACCCGUGCUAAACGUAACUAUAGGAUGUGUGGAGGACAGACAUUGAAGAAGCAUGGCACUGCUGAUCUCCCACCCUGUCCUGUUCCCUCCAUGGAAUCUCUCCGCAGCCUCGAGCCAGUGUAGAAGUGCGGUAUCCAUGAGCCGCCGUCUGCCUCUGGCACUUUCAGAUCUGCAGCGUUGCAUGAUUUGACAGACCCGUCAUUGCAUUUAAGGACUACGGUGUUCAUUUAAUGUGGUCAGAUUUAAAGAUCUACAAUGAACCCUCCCUUCCCCAUCUGUGCAAAUCUUGAAGAUGUGUUUUUUUUUCUCCUUUCUUUUUUCAACUGGAAUGUCGUUUGUAGUCAAGCCUUCAUCUGGCUUUGUGUUGAUCUUUUUACUUUUCUAUCAAUGUGUUUUAAUAUUUGCUUAAUACAAAUACAUUUCACGUCGGAGCAAAGGACUUUCUGAUAUCUUGAUUUAGAUGCUGUAAAUGUCUUCAUGGGAUAGAUUAAUGCGGGAAUGAUGCAUUGAUGUAAAAAAAUGUAUAGUUGCAUAUCCCCCCCCCCUUUUUGCUUAAAAUUGAUGUUUAUAACAAUGGAGGGCAAUGUAAUUUCAUGCUUGCACGAGUUGCACUACUGAUUUCUUGUACAAAGAAUUUAAAUCUCUUCAAGAGCAAGGUAUUUAAAUCUUGCACAUGACCAAUAAACCUUGAGAACAAAA